AUGGAUGCGUAUUACGUUGCGCAAACCCGUCCAGGCGACACUGGCCCGGACGAUUCACGGGCUUCAUCUGUUUCGGAUGAGAAUCGCCCUUCACCAUGCUACACGACAUUCUCCGGAGUGACGCUUGAUCAGACAGGGCGCGGGCAGCUGUCUGAAUUCCAUGGCCUUGAGAAUGACGGGACGGUAGAAGAAUGGAAUGAGGAAUGGAAGGCCGUGGCGAAUGAGGUUGGGGGAUCUGAGAAACUGGAAUCUCGUGUCAAGAUUGGUCUUGCAGCCGUCCGGAUCAGAGUCGGGAAUGACCAUCUGCAAGGCUUUGAAGGACAGACCGCAGAGCUGUCCGGUUUUCGCUUGUCUCAAGACCUGGUCAUCACCUGUGCUCAUUUCACAGACUGGAGUCUCCCGGGGAACAAGGUCGAAUUCUACUUGAAUGGCCAGAAUGGCAUUUGCGAAGCGAUACAAGCAAGGAAGUCUAGAGCAAUUGGUCACAAAGGUCGUUUGACACUCCACCUCUGGGCCAUCCACGAAGCAUGGGACAUUGCUGUUUUUCGAGUCACAGGCUGGCCAGAAAACAACAGCAAGCUGUCCGUUCUCACGAAACAGGACAUCUAUUCGGUUGCCCCGGAGGAAUGGGGCCAGUUGAAAGCCGGUUCAACGGGGCGAUUCUGGUCAAUUGGCUACAAUCUUGCUGUCAACAUGGAGGAACUACGCGAACGUUUCGCAGAAUUCCUCUCGAGACGUCAGCAGGACGAGAAGGCGGAGAUCAGCCAACGCUAUGAGUUCAACGAUGCGAAUCCACCCGGGAUUGAGUUUCUUCAAGCGAACAGACGGACUAUCAGCUUUGGUAUGAAGAUGGGAAUUCCAUCCCAAACGAAAGAACACCAGGCGUGCGCUGAAUUGAGUGCAUGGUACGGACGAUCAGGCUCAAUGGUUUGCGCUGAGAAAGAUGGGAGGUCGGUCGUCAUCGGCAUUGUCCAAGGAGGCGAGCAGACCUCUGACGGCAACCUGAUCAUGUUGUUCAACACGAACAUGCAAGAAUGGUGGACUGCCGCCACUGAGCUGGGGAAUAGCGCAGGUGCGCAGGACAUCAGCAAGCGAGUCGUCAUGCGUUAG
Molecule: messenger RNA, 1110 nt
Organism: Fonsecaea nubica
Lineage: Eukaryota; Fungi; Ascomycota; Eurotiomycetes; Chaetothyriales; Herpotrichiellaceae
Exons: 5
Coding region: 1-1110 (369 amino acids)
Source: RefSeq, a predicted model, not a curated record